This is a messenger RNA of Plectropomus leopardus (leopard coralgrouper), 2428 nucleotides long. It is a transcript of the gene sclt1, whose product is annotated as sodium channel and clathrin linker 1. The record is from RefSeq and is a predicted model, not a curated record. Gene Ontology annotation, biological process: clustering of voltage-gated sodium channels; cilium assembly. Lineage: Eukaryota; Metazoa; Chordata; Actinopteri; Perciformes; Serranidae. Gene Ontology annotation, cellular component: centriole.
AUAGACGGUACAACUUCAGCGGUGCACGUCUUCAUUGCCAUUGGUUGUUGUUUGUUUGCUUCAAAACGGACGGCGGAACCGAAAGACUGUCCCCUCAGCAUGGAGGCAGAGGUAGAGUUCCUACGGGAUCAAGUCCACAGAUUGAAUUCAGCUCUCAGUCAGUAUCAGUACGGGCACCGCACUCAGUCCACAUCAUCCCAGCAGGCUGAGGAGGCAAGACAGGAGGAUUCUCCUACAGCCUGGAUCUCCGACAGAAGUAUCAUGGCUCCUCUGUUAGCAGAGUAUGAUCGGCACAUGGAUGAAAUGACUGAACAGCUGCAGAGAUACCAGGCACAGAUGAGUGAUGUCAAAGUGAAGCUGGAAGGUGUUGUCCAGGAGAAUGAAAGGUUGCAUGCAGAGCUGAGGGAGUGUGUAGAGAAGCAGCUUCACACCCUGCCAGGGUCUUCAGGAGUGGAGAGCAGCACACUGGAGGAGGACGCCGUCAUCAGAAACCUCCGGGAACAUGUCCAGCUAUGUGAACAGGAGCGGGUGCAGGCCAUGGAACUGUGGCAGACAGCAGCUCAGGAGCUGGACCGCCUCCAGCAGACCUACCAGAGGACCAUCUCUGAUGGACAGGUCCAGGAUGCUCAGAGACAGCAGCUUAAGGAUCAGCUGGUUCAGUUCCAGCAGCACACACACAAACUUAAAGUGGCCAAUCUGAAACUGGAAUCGUGCAACCAGCAGUUCCUGAAGACAGUGACGGAGCAGAGCACAGAGAUGGAGGAGCUACAAAGCCAGUACAGGCAGGCCAAGGCUGAGCUGAGGACAGCCACAGCUAAAGUGGAUGAGAUGACCAAGUUGUUGCAGAGUGUCCAAGACCAGAUGCAGAGACGGGAGGAAGAUGUGGCAGAGGCUCAGGGCCGAGAGGACGCAGCAGACAGACGACUUCAACAGCUUCAGGCGGCCUUGAGCCAGAUGGAGGCCAGACUAAAAACUGCGUCUCAGGAGGCUGAGGUAGUUCGCAGAGAUCAAACUGUGUGGGAGAGAAAGGUGGGGGAACUCCAGACACGUUCCACCACCCUCGAGGAGGAGAAGUAUGAAGCCCUGGCUAAAGUCCGAGAGAGUGUUCAGGUGGUGGAGGAGGCAGCGCUGCAGAAGGACCAGGCCUUGUUAAGAGAGAAACAGAAAACAGAGGAGUUGGAGAAGACAAAGGAGGCAGUCAAACAGCUGAUCCAGGAUGCCGCAGCACGCACCAGAAAAGAGGUGGAUAACGUGCGCAAGCAGUGCAACGUUCAAAUCCAGCGCAUGGCCGAGGAGCUGUCUGCUCUGCAGCUGGAGUGUGCAGAUAAAGAGUCUCAGAUUGAAAGGUGCUUACGAGAGAGAAAAUCUCUGGAGGAGGAGCUGGAGAAGGUGUAUAAGGAGGGCAGGGCAGAGCCAGAGUUCAGGAAGAUUGAUGCCCUUCACCAGAGGUGUCUGGAUGCAGAGAGGAUGAAGGAGGACCUGAGCCUCACCCUGCAGAGCACGCACAACAAACUGAAAAAGAUGGAGAUGGACUACAGUGAGGAGCUGUCACGGUGCCAGGAGGAGGUGCGGAAGCUGCAGGGCUCUCUGGCUGCAGCACGGGAUGACUGUGUCAGCGUCAGCGAGGAGCGGCUCCAGCUGCAGCAGGAGAACCUGCAACUCCGCAGGGAGAUGGAUGAGCUUCGAAAGGCCUCCCUGCUGGUGCAAAAGAAGGCAAAGCAACAGCUAUCCCAGAUGGAGCAGGAGUACAGCCUGAAGGAGCAGGGACUCCACACACGCAUGCACGAGCUGGAGGAAAGCAGCCGCAGCUCCAGUGAUGAUCUGACGCGCCUCCUGACAGCACAACAGAAAAGUACUCAGCGUUGGAAAGAAGAGGCCCAGAACCUUGUAACAGCCUUCGAGACCAAAAUCACAGGCUUAAAGGCGGAGCUGAAUCAGCAGAAGCAGCGCACACAUGAACUGGAGAUACAGCUUGAAACUAACCAUAAUACCAUUUCUGAGUAUGAGAGGCAGCUAGCAGAGUAUCAGGAGAAGACGAGUCGCCUCCAGAGACGACUGACCCAGGCUGAACAAAAGACAGCUACUGUGACACUACAGCUGAAUAUGUUGGCGUCACAGCGAAGGAAAACGGCCACAAUUGAUCCAGAGCCUCGAUAACACGGACUGUCAUGAUGCUGUGAAAAACUGAUGCAGCCAUGUGUGUUUAGAGCAUGUUGCUCUUUUUGUUGAUAUGAUAUUAAAAUUUUGGCCAAAGCCAUAAGACAACAAUGGUGUAAGUCCUCUGGUGAUUAAAUGGCAACAUGCUCUAAUUGUUAACACUAAUCAGUCCCACCAGAAUUGCCUCGUUUCAUGGCAGCUUUUUAAAAAAAAUGUGAUGCAUCUUGCAAUAUUUUUAGACAUUUUUAUUGUGAUUGAAUUGCAGAAGCAA